ACUUUUGGUUCACGAAAAAACAUAGUGCUUUAUUUUAACUAAAUUUGAAAGUUGGUGUUUUCCUAUAUUUAACCAGUUAGUCUGGAAUAUUAUUGGAAUAAAAGAUGUAAACAUUGGAUGUUAUUUAAGAAAAAUGUAAACAUUGGAUACUUAACGAUUGAAUUAUUAUUAUUUUAACGAUUAGUUUCUACUUUUUAGCUUCCUACCAUUGAAUUAUUAUUAUUUUAAUACACUUUAACUUCACGUUAAAAACUUAAUUACUUUUAGAAAAAUAAACCAUUCAUAUAAUGACACGUAUACAUAAAAGUUUCCAAGAGAUCCUUAAAGCACAACCGGAUAAAAUAUUCGUGUCAAAUAUUAAAAAACGACUAUGUAUAUGUCGCAUGGUCCUCAAACUUUUGAUUUUUUAAGAUCAGCCUGAAAGUCUUUAUAAUCUUUAUGAUUUCGGAAUAAGCAUAUACAUAAAAAUAGUAAGCCUCAUCACUGAAUAUUAUUGGUUAAAGUGUCAAAAUGGUUUAAGUUUCUUAGACUGAAUUGUUGCUACGUAUGAGAAAGAUUGAAGCAUGGUCUUUCCUUUCCUUUUCCCAAAAAAAAAAAAAAUUGAAGCACGGAAACAACCGGUUACUGAUAAUUUUCUUAAUUACAGGGGAUGUUGGUGUUAACGUUAUCAGUAUCUAUACCAGGAAUGAAACCGCCUGAAUGUUCUACUGCUAGUGCUGAAGACUGCGAAAAGGCAUCGGUUCUACAGUUAGCAGUUUUCUUUGGAGCGUUAUACAGAUUAGCGAUUGGUAUGGGUGGUACAAAACCUAACAUAUCAACAAUUGGAGCCGAUCAAUUCGACGAGUGGGAUUCAAAGGAGAAGAUACAAAAAAUCUCAUUCUUCAAUUGGUGGAUGUUUAGUAUUUUCUUUGGUACUCUAUUUGCCAACACUAUUCUUGCCUAUGUUCAAGAUAAUGUAGGCUGGGCCUGGGGUUAUGGGCUUCCAACUUUGGGACUUGCUCUUUCCAUUUCUGUUUUCUUGUUGGGCACUCCUUUUUACCGCCAUAAACUCCCCACGGGAAGCCCUUUUUUGAUGAUGGCUCGAGUCAUUGUGGCUUCAUUUCGCAAAGCGAAAGCACCAAUGCCGUCUGAUCCCACAUGCUUCCACGAACAGCCUUCACUGGAGUAUGAGCGGAAAGGCACCUUUCCGAUCCCCUCCACUCAAAGUUUAAGGUUUUUAGAUAGAGCUUCAAUAAAAACAGGAACAAUCGGUCAGUGGAAUGUUUGUACAACCACAGAAGUAGAAGAAACAAAACAAAUGCUAAAUAUGCUACCUAUUUUGUGCAUAACUUUUGUCCCAAGUGCGAUGAUCGCUCAAGUUAACACUUUGUUUGUCAAACAAGGAACCACUCUAAACGCAAGGAUUGUCGGAAAUUUUAGCAUCCCACCAGCGAGUCUCUCCGCCUUUGGGACAGUCUCAUUCCUCGUGUCCAUUUUCAUAUAUGAUCGAGUCUUUGUCAAGAUAACCCAUAAAUUAACCGGGAAUCCAAGGGGCAUUACUUUGCUUCAACGGAUGGGAAUUGGUCUUAUCUUCUACAUCAUCGUCAUGACCGUCGCAUCUUUCACCGAAAGGUAUUAAGAUUUAUAAUAAAAUGUUUAUUAUGCAUAAAUAUUUCAUAAGUAGGGUUUAUUAGAGUAUGCAUAGUUGGUUUGUGGUUUGGUUAGUUAGAACCGGUAUAAACCGGAUAGCUUAUAGUGGCAUUAGUAAUUCACAUCCGAGUUUUAGAGAAUCAUAAACACUUUUAUGUUAACUAGAUAGUUUUCGCGCUAUGCGCGGAUAAUUUCUAUUUAAAUUGUACUAAUGAUUUGUUGUGUUAAAAUCAAAUAUUGUAAAAUAUUCAUGUGUUUAUAAACCAUCUAAAAGUAAAUAGUUGUUAAAAUAUUUUAUUAAACUAUUGUUCGUAUAAAUUAAUAAAAUAUCAUGAUUUUAUAACAAUGAGUUUAAAGAGUUUUAGCUGUUUUUUGUUUUUCGGAAACAUGAACCAAGUGUAUGUUAACGUAUUUCCUAUUUAUCUCAGCAAUAUACUUUUCUUUGUGAGUCUUUCUAAAGAACUAAUCCUUACUAAUGCUCCAUGGAAGCUUUAUAGAAGAUUAGCCCAAUUUUUCAAAAGCAUAAUUAAAAAAGCUUAUAUUCUUUUUAAAAACAGAAACCGAAUAUAAUCUAUAAAAUUUUUUAAGGUAAUAUUAAUUAUUUACAAAAUUUAAGUUAAUUACUUCUCAAAUAAAAUAAAAAGGCCUGCAAGAGUGUACAAUACUGAUACCCAUGGAUAAACAAAUGGCAUAUAUUCUUAUUAGGAAAUCUUCAUACACACUCACUUGGCAUAAAACGAAUGUGAAAUCGCAAAUUGUACGAUUUCUCAGUAAAAAGGACAACGAAGAAAACCAAAAGCAACCAAAUGAGUUUUUAUUCCACCUCCAAUUUUAAGACAUGCACUCUUCUUUAUUGUUUUUCGCUAUUCGUCAGACUAAGAACUUUUAGACAAUACUGCGUGAAUCCACGACUUCUGGACCUGUGCAACACAUUCACAUAUCCGCAUUAGGUUCAUGUUCUCCUGCUUCCUCAAACUUAUAUAAUCAAAGAACACCGCAUAGUUGAACUGUAAAACUCAGCAGCAAUAAUUAGUAUUAGACAUGAGUUCGGAACUAUAACAACACAUCACUGACGUACACCAAACACUUGGCUGCGUCCUCAUCAACUUCCUCAAGAUAAAGAGAGACCUAAAGAGUUAACACAGAUGAUAAGACUUACCAUCCAACCUUCAAAGUUUUAGGAUUUGUAGAUCCAGGAAUUCUUCGUCGCUCUAUCUCGAGCUUAUUUUCUGGAAAAUAAAUCCAAAGCUAAUGUCAACAAAUGUAUGUCUCAAAACAAAUAUCAUUAGUCGUGACUGAUCUCUCUGAGCGUCCAAACUCAUUGUCUCUC
Molecule: messenger RNA, 2959 nt
Organism: Brassica napus (rape)
Lineage: Eukaryota; Viridiplantae; Streptophyta; Magnoliopsida; Brassicales; Brassicaceae
Product: protein NRT1/ PTR FAMILY 5.2-like
Exons: 2
Coding region: 650-1618 (322 amino acids)
Biological process (GO): transmembrane transport
Cellular component (GO): membrane
Molecular function (GO): tripeptide transmembrane transporter activity
Source: RefSeq, a predicted model, not a curated record